This is a messenger RNA of Morchella sextelata, 237 nucleotides long. RefSeq lists its product as uncharacterized. NCBI's taxonomy places the organism in Eukaryota, Fungi, Ascomycota, Pezizomycetes, Pezizales, Morchellaceae. The coding region runs from base 1 to 237 and encodes 78 amino acids. The transcript has a single exon. The record is from RefSeq and is a predicted model, not a curated record.
AUGUCUCGCGAGGAACUCAUUGUGCUUAAACAAUACAUACAGGACAAUCUCCAAAAAGGCUUUAUUCAGGCCAGCUCCUCACCUGCCGGUGCCCCUGUCCUAUUUGUUAAAAAGGCUGAUGGAACACUCCGCCUCUGUGUCGAUUAUUGUGGCCUCAACCAACUCACUGUCACAAACCGCUAUCCGCUGCCACUCAUCCGGGAAACUCUCGACCGCCUUUCCAAAGCCAAGUGGUAA